Molecule: messenger RNA, 2367 nt
Organism: Cherax quadricarinatus
Lineage: Eukaryota; Metazoa; Arthropoda; Malacostraca; Decapoda; Parastacidae
Product: H/ACA ribonucleoprotein complex non-core subunit NAF1
Source: RefSeq, a predicted model, not a curated record
GAAGCCUCAAGUAGAGUCAUUCAGAGAUUCGUCAGCAUGUAGGUCAGAAUCCUCACAGUCAGUACGUGGGUUAGCCGUCGUCUCCAGCAGUACAGCUUCUCCUGUGUUGUCGUUCACCUUCCUUACAGGCACCAGAUCUUACUAGCAGUGAUGAGAUUAGUUGUCUCCAUAGUGUUGAUGGUUGUGGUGAUGGCCGCCGCCCGCGCUGCUCCUCACACACAACCUCAGCCUGGGCACGCACAACCUCAGCCUGGGCACGCACAACCUCACCGCACCCCCGAGAGGAACGCUGUGAGGGAGGCUUCAGCGGAGUCCUCGGAGGAGUCCGGAGAGUCAUCCUCAUCCUCUGAAGAGGACACCUCUUCCUCAUCUUCUGAAGAGGACACCACCUCCUCCUCAGAAGAAUUAGUUAGCACUUCACCUAAGUCUUCAGAGGAGUCACAGAAGGUGCCAACUCCUGAAGUGGGAGAUCCUGAAGCUGAAUAACGGAGAAGUGGGUGGUUACAGGGAGUGGAGUGACUCACGGUGGGUGGUUAGAGGGAGUGGAGUGACUCACGGUGGGUGGUUACAGGGAGUGGAGUGACUCACGGUGGGUGGUUACAGGGAGUGGAGUGACUCACUUCAUUGGAUCAAACCUGAUUACUUCGCAUUAACCAGACUGUUUUAGCCCUUCUCCAUAAUUAUGUUUAGACAAGUCAAAGAAGGUUCCUUGAUGCUGGUGAGCGUCUUGAUACAAAGAAUUUGGCUUGCUCUCCCUUUCCUUGGAUUGAACCUUAUUGCCUUCCAUUCCCCAAACACUGUAUGACUCAGUUUGUGGACUUGAAUACAUUAGGGACAGCUCAAAAUAUUUUAAAUGUAAUAGCUUUAUCCAUUAAUUAGCCAGAGAUGUUUAUAUACUUGAUUAUGAUGCCUAACCAUGGAGGACGAUGGUCAUGCGCGUUAUUAUUAUUAAUAAUAAUAAUAAUAAUAAUUAUUAUUAUUAUUAUUAUUAUUAUUAUUAUUAUUAUUAUUAUUAUUAAUUUUACCCACUGAAGUGUUUAACCUAAUGAAUGAAUUAUUAUUUUAUUGUUAUAUCCACGGAAUUGGUAAACCAGUAGGUGAAAUUCAGCUCCCAGGGCAACUGGACAGAUUUAAUGCUAGUAGCUUUAAUUCCUUUGAUCAAGAGCCCUUCACUGACAUAGCACCCCCCCCCCCCUCCGUACAGGGAGUAACUCAGAUUGGAUUCUGAAGACUAACCGAAAAUGAGCUCAAAUAACUCGAGUUUACUUAACCUCGUGUGUCCAUUUGUCUUUUUUGUUUAAAAUUGUUUUAAGAAAUUAAAGACCUGCCAAGCGUUCAGAUCUUCCACAUUUUUUUUUUAAUAUUGAUGCAGUGUGUGAUGUUUACCAUUUUGCCUUAAAGUGAAGUGAAAAUAGUGGACGCUAUAUAUAUUAAAAAAAAUGUAUCUUUCGAUGUAUGCCUUAAGUAACAGUUUACGUAUAAAGGUUAUAUAUAGAUACUGUCUAUUUUGAAUAUGUAUGGUGGUGUUAAAAUAGCCUUGACUGAUGGUUACAUGUAGCCUUAAUGACCAUCGUGUAUUUGAUAGACAAAACUUAACAAAUCAACGUAACUUGUUCUCAGUACAUAUCUUCAAAAGCUAAGUUGUCUAGAGCAACUUUUCUGCUAAUUAACUUGUCUUCUUCUCUGCUUAUUUUUAAUGAAUGCUCUGCCUUGGUGGGAAUCGGCCAGUGUAUUAAAAAAAAAAAAUAUAAAGUAUCCUUUAAUUUCAUUCAUUCAUUAUCAUUAUUUUUUAGGGGGUUAAAACUGAUAUGAUAUUUUGAGCUGAUAAAAAUAUUUAUUUGGCCGCGAUGAAAAAGUUAUUGGCAGUAAUGAUAGGCUAUCUGUCGGUUUUAUUUUAUUUUUUGUACGGAACAGCCACCCUCCUUUCUUGAAGUAUUCUUGAUCCAAGGAAUUGGAGCUAAUUCCCCAUUCCUUAGAUCAAACCAGAUUAAUUCCCCAAGCGCUGUAUGGGUUUAGGGCUUGUCUGUAAAAACUAUUGAUAAAAUCUCAUUCCUGUUUCUGCACUGCCAGCCUCAUCUACGGCAUUUGCAUAUAUUUCCUCUAUCUUCCCCUCCAGGGAGGUUCCUUGACGCUGGUUAGGGGCUCUUGAUCUAGGGAAUUGGAUCUGUGAUCCAGUUCCCUGAAUUGAGCCUGCAUACCUUCCGUCCCCCCCUCUACAGGGGCUGUAAGCCCUACGGGUUUAGCGCUCCCCAUGAUUAUAAUAAUAAUAAUAAUCCUCUUUAUCUUAUAAAUCUUCAAAGUACCAUCGCAAGGCUAACAUGAGAUCUCUACUCUCAAAAACGUUUAAAUAAAAUUUCAAUAAAAUUA